Messenger RNA from Linum tenue, 1421 nucleotides. The record is from the annotation of a GenBank genome assembly. NCBI's taxonomy places the organism in Eukaryota, Viridiplantae, Streptophyta, Magnoliopsida, Malpighiales, Linaceae.
CUUUGGCCUGCCAGCGUCCCAGUUCCGCGUCUCUCUUUCUCGUGCUUCCCCCUUCUUCUCCCACUCUUUCACUGGUCUUCUUGUUCGUCCAGAAACGAAGGGAAUUGCGAAUUGCGAAAGCAUUUUCGAACAAAAUACAUUUCUAAUCAGAACGCAAAGCCAAUUUGCGGACAAUGGGUGCAGCUCUCCUCGAGCUCGAGCAAGUCCUCAGAUCCCAAAAGGAGUACUUGACUGCACCAGAAGCACAAUUACUCCAAGUGUGCAAGAGCAGUGCUAUUAGGGCAUUCACCUUUGGUGCAUUUCUUGGAGGUUCUACUGCCUGGGCAGUGACUUGGAGGCUGAGUAGGGUGUUACGUGUAAACAUCUCCGGUGGAGCUGCUGCUUUCCUGGGAUUUUGGAGAUUUGGCCAUUCCCUAGAGUCAUGUGUUGAUCAUAUUCUUUCAAAGGAUGGGAGUCGGUUACAGAGAGAGUUGGCAAAUCUAAUGGUGAAGAAUCACUCUCAUAUUCCCUGGGCCAAGCAGCUUCUAUGCAAACGAUUCUACAUGGAGACUGUUUAUAAUGACACAGGGUCGGGCGAAGCCAUGCUGAGGUGGCGUCACAGGAAUUACUCUGGCGACAGUGAACAAAAGACAGGCAACAGUGAUCACCACAAGGAUUCUGAGGACAGAAAUGCGAAUGACCAAGAUCACCACAAUCAUUCGUUGAAGGAAACAGAUACUAUUAAGAAGGUUGAUAAUUCGAAGCCAAAGCAAGUUACUGUUACUCCAACAACUGUAAGUUCCUUCGAUCAACAUAGAUUGUUUUGUAUCUUUGGGUUUUACGGAGCUCCUAACAAGCUUUUCACCUCAUUUCAAAUGAACUUGGAGUCUCAGCAAGCUCAUAUAGCAGAAGACCCUAUCAGUAGCAUUUUUGGUGGCGUAGCACCACCAGUGGAGGAGAUCCAUCACCCGGCUACUCCUCCAGGCAGUGGACCUAGAGCAACCCACCGUAGUCACAGACAAUCUCACCGCCGUAAUAGGCGUAGAAUGCGCCUUCAUCGAGAAUCUACCUUGUGACUUGGAGAGUAUGUAGUAACAUACAUCACUGUCCAGCAUCAUGAUCAUCAUCGUGUCAGGAGAUGCUACUGCACAUCCUUGAAGCAGUUCGCUGGCAAUGAAAGGACACAUAAAUAAUGUCCCGUAGUGACUUUCUUUUGAGGAUGGAGGUCCCCUCUUGUGGGCAAAACCAUAUUUGUGCAAUGUAUAUGACUAUAUGGAUGACCAAAUCAGGACCGUGAAACAGUUUUCCUGACUGAUAUGGGGAAUCUUUGUUUUCACUUUUCUUUUUCUCCAAAUAAGUGUCAGCAGUUCAUAGUGUAAAGCGUUUUUAUUAUUGAUUUCCCAUUUUUCACUUUUCUUCUGGUUUUGGUCUUUUCGUAGGUG